AUGGAUGGUGAUCCCUUAUCUGAUCCAUCUACCUAUCGGAGUAUGGUGGGUGGCCUCCAAUAUCUCACUCUAUCACGGCCUGACAUUUCCUUUGCCGUCAAUCAGGUUGUCAAGUGCAUUUUUCGGUAUAUUAAAGGUACAGUUGAGCAAGGGCUUGUUUUUCACAAGUCCACUGAUUUUACUUUAUGCAGCUUCUCUGAUGCUGAUUGGGCUAGUUCUGUCGAUGAUCGACGGUCCACCACUAGUGCUUGUAUCUUUUUCGGACCUAAUCUUCUCACAUGGAUUGCCAAGAAACAGUCUACUGUUUCUCGUUCUAGUACUGAAGCAGAAUAUCGUGCUCUUGCCAAUACUACAGCUGAAAUUCACUGGUUUGGUUCCCUGUUUCGUGAACUUGGUAUUCCUCUUCGUUCUGCACCUUGCAUCUAUGUCGACAACCUUUCUUCCAUCUAUCCUAUUUUCCAUGCUCGCACUCGGCAUAUUGAGAUCGACUAUCACUUUGUUCGAGAAUUAGUUGCUUGGAAGGCCCUUCAGACUUUCUAUGUUCCCUCCUCCCAUCAGAUUGUUGACGUCUUCACCAAAGGCCUUAGUCAUGAUCGGUUCUCAGUUCUUAAAUCUAAGCUCAAUCUUCACAUUGCUCCGUUACACUUGAGGGGGGGGGGGGUAAAGAGAAUAUCACUCUAG
Molecule: messenger RNA, 681 nt
Organism: Prunus mume (Japanese apricot)
Lineage: Eukaryota; Viridiplantae; Streptophyta; Magnoliopsida; Rosales; Rosaceae
Source: RefSeq, a predicted model, not a curated record